AGUGCUGGGUGGCUGGCGGCCGCCGGGAUCUCUGUGCCGCGAAGCCCAGCGCGGCAUCGUGGCCGCGGAAGGGCGCUCGCCGCUGACCUCGCCGUCCCGGUUCCGCAGAUGUGCUAGCAGACAGCUGGUGGACCUCACCUGGGCAGCCAGGCCCUUUCUAACCUCCUGCCUUGUAAAACUUCCAGCACUUGUUGCGGCGAGCCGUUUUGAGUCCUUGUGGGUCUCAGACGUGUUUAACUUUUCACCUGUCCGCUGCCUUCUUUAAAGUUUCCCAAGCUCUGUCACAGAGCAUCGCCCCAUCUCGCCUGUUGUGUUCCCUCUCAGCCUCGGGCUUUCACCUCUUGUCAUCUUUCAGGCUUUUCCCUUUUUCCUCCCCCCUUUUUAGACCUGCGGAAAUCCAGUCAAGGGAGAGAGAGGUGGAGGGAACCAGUCGCUUUGUGCUGAAGGAAAACGUAGCUCAGCUGCAAAAGCUUCCAUCUGCUGGAGCACUGCGCCGGCUCAUCCCUCAGGGGCUCUGCUUGCAAGAGGACUCAACACCAGAAAGAUUUUAGAUACCUGAAACAUCACAACAGCUUCUGUGUGGUUUUAAGGAUUAAAGAGGUUUGGAGGUUGCUAUGUUCAUGCUGCUUGUCUUUGGAGCUUUGCUUCCUGAGGUCCCCCUGAGUGGCCAAGACGAGGUUCCUCCCCAGGCUGAUGGCAUUCUGGGCGCCCCUCUGUUCAACUAUGCCAGCCUGCGCCUGCCAGAAGAGCAUAUUCCCUUCUUUUUGCACAGUAAUAGGCAUAUUGCCACGGUCUGUAGGAAGGACUUGCAUUGUCCUUAUAAGAAACACUUAGAAAAUUUAAAGUACUGCUGGGGUUAUGAGAAAUCCUGCAGACCGGAGUUCAGGUUUGGUUACCCUGUUUGCACCUACGUGGAUAUGGGAUGGACGGACACUCUCGAAUCAGCCCAGGAAAUAUUCUGGAAGCAAGCAGACUUUGGAUACGCCGGAGAGCGUCUGGAGGAACUCCAUGUACUCUGCCAGCCAAAGGAAACGGUUGACUCAAGUCUGGUGUGUUCUCGUUACCUUCAGUACUGCAGAGCGACCAAUAUCUACCUUGAUUUAAGAAACAUCAAGAGAAACCACGACAGAUUUAGGGAAGAUUUUUUCCAGAGUGGGGAAAUUGGAGGACACUGUAAACUUGACAUUCAUACAUUGAUGUCUCAAGGUCAGCGCAAAAGCCCACUGCAGUCUUGGUUUGCUGAGCUACAAAGCUAUACUCAGCUCAACUUCAGACCUAUAGAAGAUGCUAAAUGUGACAUUGUUGUUGAAAAACCAACCUACUUCAUGAAAUUAGAUGCAGGUGUUAACAUGUAUCACCACUUCUGUGACUUCAUCAAUCUUUAUCUUACUCAGCACAUUAAUAAUUCCUUCAGCACAGAUGUGUACGUUGUGAUGUGGGACACGAGUUCCUACGGAUACGGUGACCUGUUCUCCGUCACAUGGGAAGCAUUUACUGAUUAUAAUGUUAUACAUUUGAAAAAUUAUGAUUCCAAAAGGGUAUGUUUUAAAGAAGCUAUUUUUUCCUUACUCCCUCGGAUGAGAUACGGGCUAUUCUAUAAUACCCCUCUGAUAUCUGGCUGUCAAAAUACCGGAUUAUUCAGGGCAUUUUCCCAGCAUGUACUGUACAGACUGAACAUCACACAAGAGGGUCCCAAGGAUGGAAAAAUUCGAGUCACCAUUCUUGCACGGAGCACAGAAUACCGGAAAAUACUCAACCAAAACGAGCUUGUAAAUGCACUGAAAACGGUAUCUACAUUUGAGGUCCAGAUUGUCGAUUACAAGUAUAAGGAACUUGGGUUUUUAGAUCAGCUAAGAAUCACGCAUAACACGGACAUAUUUAUUGGAAUGCAUGGAGCUGGUCUUACCCAUUUACUUUUCCUUCCAGACUGGGCUGCUGUAUUUGAACUAUACAACUGUGGAGAUGAACGCUGUUACUUGGACCUGGCCAGGCUGAGAGGCGUCUACUACAUCACUUGGCAAAGGCAGAGCAAAGUCUUUCCUCAAGAUAAGGGCCACCACCCAACUCUGGGGGAACACCCGAAGUUUACCAACUACUCUUUUGAUGUAGAGGAAUUUAUGUACCUUGUCCUUCAGGCUGCAGACCAUGUACUGCAACAUCCGAAGUGGCCAUUUAAGAAAAAACAUGAUGAGUUAUAAAUAUGUUGAGUCUUUUUGCCAAAAGGGAGUGUUUAAAUGGCCCCCUAUCCAGACUCACCUCGCAGUUACAUAGGUAAAACAGCCUGUUAUCUCCUAGCCCAAAAUUACCUUUUUUAAAAAAUACCAAAACAUGCCUUCAGGGUAUUACUUAUGUAUUUUAUAGUCUUUAACGGUUUCCUGUGAUUGUUGUGUCAUUGCUAUUUAUCGAGUACUUUUUUUGCACUGGAAACUUUACUUUUUAUAGUUCAGAAAUUGGGCCUGGUGUAAUUAAGCCUUUUUCUUAGGGAUACCAAAGUUUGCAACUUUCUUAGCUUUAGAAUUUGUAAAUGUUUUUAUAGAAUACCGUGAGAUUGUCAUUCUAGAGGCUUCCAACUUGUUAAUGAUAUAUUUGAGUAAAUUCAUGACUCAUUUAUUUGCCA
This is a messenger RNA of Hippopotamus amphibius kiboko, 2617 nucleotides long. It is a transcript of the gene EOGT, whose product is annotated as EGF domain specific O-linked N-acetylglucosamine transferase. The transcript has 17 exons. Gene Ontology annotation, cellular component: endoplasmic reticulum lumen. NCBI's taxonomy places the organism in Eukaryota, Metazoa, Chordata, Mammalia, Artiodactyla, Hippopotamidae. The record is from RefSeq and is a predicted model, not a curated record. Gene Ontology annotation, molecular function: protein N-acetylglucosaminyltransferase activity. The coding region runs from base 615 to 2198 and encodes 527 amino acids.